GAUAUUAAGUUAUUGAUAAAUCAAGAACCACAAAAUCCAAUGGCUUACCUUUCCUCCAAGAUGAGUCUUAUAUUGGUUUUUAACCGUUAGUUAUUGUGAAAUAUGAGUAACCUUAUCAUUAUACAAAGGAUAGUGGGCAACAAAAGGUUCAAAUUGAAGUUUAUUAAAGAAAAAAAAGUGAUAACAAGAAGAAGAAAUUCUUCUAGUUAAUUUAAGCAAUGGCUUCUUCUGUUAUGUCCUCUGCAGCUGUUGCUACACGCACCAAUGUUGCUAGCAACAUGGUUGCACCAUUCACUGGUCUCAAAUCUGCUGUUUCCUUCCCUGUCUCAAGGAAGCAAAAUCUUGAUCCAAGAUGAGUCUUAUAUUGGUUUUUAACCGUUAGUUAUUGUGAAAUAUGAGUAACCUUAUCAUUAUUCAAAGGAUAGUGGGCAACAAAAGGUUCAAAUUGAAGUUCAUUAAAGAAAAAAAAGUGAUAACAAGAAGAAGAAAUUCUUCUAGUUAAUUUAAGCAAUGGCUUCUUCUGUUAUGUCCUCUGCAGUUGUUGCUACACGCACCAAUGUUGCUAGCAACAUGGUUGCACCAUUCACUGGUCUCAAAUCUGCUGUUUCCUUCCCUGUCUCAAGGAAGCAAAAUCUUGAUAUCACUUCAAUUGCUAGCAAUGGUGGAAGAGUUCAGUGCAUGCAGGUGUGGCCACCAAUUAACAAGAAGAAGUACGAGACACUCUCAUACCUUCCUGAUUUGUCUGAUGAGCAAUUGCUCAAGGAAAUUGAGUACCUUUUGCAGAAGGGAUGGGUUCCUUGCUUGGAAUUCGAGACUGAGCACGGAUUUGUUUACCGUGAGCACCACAUGUCACCGGGAUACUAUGAUGGCAGAUACUGGACAAUGUGGAAGUUGCCCAUGUUUGGGUGCACUGAUGCCACCCAAGUCUUGAAUGAGGUCCAAGAGGCCAAGAAGGCAUACCCACAGGUCUGGGUCAGAAUCAUCGGAUUCGACAAUGUUCGUCAAGUGCAGUGCAUCAGUUUCAUUGCCUACAAGCCAGAAGGCUACUAAGUUUCAUAUUAGGAACAAAAUUGUCUUUAGGGACAGUUUGUUUUGAAAUGGUACUUAGGUUCUUUUUCUUUUGUAUUAAUUGCCAUAAACUGUUUAUGUUUUCCUUAAUUUUCUAUUCAGUGUAUGUUUUGGAUUUAUGAGGACCUAAUUAUAAUAUUAUGAUGAUUUGGUGCUUUGUUUGGAAA
Molecule: messenger RNA, 1235 nt
Organism: Capsicum annuum
Lineage: Eukaryota; Viridiplantae; Streptophyta; Magnoliopsida; Solanales; Solanaceae
Product: ribulose bisphosphate carboxylase small subunit, chloroplastic
Exons: 4
Coding region: 511-1050 (179 amino acids)
Source: RefSeq, a predicted model, not a curated record